AUGAAAAGAAAUAUGGGAGAAACAAAUAUCACUAUCAUGGUGGAAUUCAUUCUCUUGGGAUUUUCUAAUCUUCCUAGGCUUGAAGGCUUUCUCUUUGUGCUAUUUUUGGUCAUCUAUAUGAGUAUUCUGAUAGGAAAUGGCCUAAUUAUUUUCAUUACCAAGAUUGAUCCAAGUCUCCAAACACCUAUGUAUUUUUUCAUUGGAAACUUUUCCUUCUUAGAAAUUUGUUACACAUCAGUAACUAUACCAAGAUUGCUGACAAACCUUUGGAGCCAAAGAAGAAAUAUUUCCUUCCUGGCUUGUGCUGUACAACUUACUUCUUUUCUUAUUAUGGGAGCCACUGAAUGCUUCCUACUAGCUGUGAUGGCUUAUGAUCGUUAUGUGGCCAUCUGUAAGCCACUCUACUAUCAUGUCAUCAUGAAUCACAAGACAUGUAUCAAGCUGGUGGUUGGCUCCUGGAUCAGUGGAAUCCCACUCCAAAUAGGACAGACUUACCAGAUUUUCUCUUUGCCCUUAUGUGGUUCUAACAAACUUAAUCACAUAUUCUGUGACAUCCCACCAUUACUAAAAUUGGCAUGUGGAGACACGUCAGUAAAUGAGUUCUCUGUCUAUGCUGAUGUUCUGAUCUUAGCCAUGAUUCCCUUUCUAUUGAUAUUAUGGUCAUACAGCCAAAUCAUUGGUACCAUACUCAAACUACCAUCAGCCACUGGAAGAUCCAAAGCAUUUUCUACUUGUUCUUCUCACCUCAUUGUUGUAGGUUUAUUCUUUGGAUCAGCUAUCAUAACAUAUUUGCGACCCAAAUCUAUUCAUUCAGCAGAAGCAGACAAAGUUCUCUCUCUUUUCUAUACUAUUGUGACUCCCAUGUUCAACCCUAUAAUAUACAGUCUUAGAAACAAAGAUAUCAUUGUUGCACUGAAGAAACUGUUACCCAAGUAA
Gracilinanus agilis (Agile Gracile Mouse Opossum) is the source of this 936-nucleotide messenger RNA. RefSeq names its product olfactory receptor 10AG1-like. NCBI's taxonomy places the organism in Eukaryota, Metazoa, Chordata, Mammalia, Didelphimorphia, Didelphidae. Gene Ontology annotation, biological process: G protein-coupled receptor signaling pathway. The transcript has a single exon. The record is from RefSeq and is a predicted model, not a curated record. Bases 1 to 936 code for a protein of 311 amino acids. Gene Ontology annotation, molecular function: olfactory receptor activity; G protein-coupled receptor activity. Gene Ontology annotation, cellular component: membrane.